Molecule: messenger RNA, 2217 nt
Organism: Lactuca virosa
Lineage: Eukaryota; Viridiplantae; Streptophyta; Magnoliopsida; Asterales; Asteraceae
Source: the annotation of a GenBank genome assembly
UCUCCUAAUAUCUUUCUUUAUGGAUUUCCUGCAUUUGGGGGUCCUUCUGCAACUCCCUCUAUUCACAGCAUGGAGGACCAAAACCCCUCCUUCGUAUAUUCAACAAAGCUUUUCUUCUCAUUUUCUGGUUUUACAAUGUGCUUGGAUGAUUGUUACACGCUUUUGAACAGUGAUCUUCGAAGAUAAAUAUGUAACACAAAAGCAACAAUUUUGAACUCGGUGUACAUUUUCUGAAAUUGAUUCUUCAUUUGAGAGUCAUUGAUUUUUAUCAUAGAGAUAAUUAAUAUAUGAGGGAAUGAGAUAUGAGUUGUUGCUUCGGAAGCAAGGAUCCAGAAUUCAAUGAACAAAACGAUUCGCCUUUGUCAAAAUCAAAAGGAAACCCAAAUUCUCAAUCUCCUGGUCCUGUGACGUCAGGGCCUUUAAGUCAAGCGAAUAAUCAAGAACGUUCUGGUCCCUCUGCUGCGACUACUGCUCCGGCUACCAUCAAUACAAAUGAAGACAAUUAUCACGUCAUGGAUAACUCCGCCCGUAAUUUUGGUUUUCGGGAGGUGGCCAUAGCCACCAAGAAUUUCAGGCGAGAAUGUCUUUUAGGUGAGAGCGCAUUUGGAAAAGUUUAUAAAGGAACUCUUCAGGGUAGUGGUCAGGUUGUGGCUGUGAAGCAACUAGAUAGACAUGGAACAAAAGCAAACAAAGAGUUUCUUGUUGAAGUCACCAAGUUGAGUCAACUUCAACAUCCAAAUCUUGUCCAACUGAUCGGGUAUUGUGCUGAUGGAGAUCAGCGGAUUCUCGUUUAUGAAUACAUGCAAAGUGGGGGCCUCAAAGAUCAUAUCCAUGAGGUUCCACCAGAGGGAAAGCCAUUAGAUUGGAUCACAAGGAUGAAAAUAGCAUCUGGAAGUGCACAAGCUAUGGAAUAUUUACACGAGAAGGCAAAUCCACCCAUUCUCUAUCGCAACUUCAAGUCAUCAAACAUUAUGCUAGAUGAAAACUUCAAUCCAAAGCUCACAGAUUAUGGGCUCGUGAAACUUGAACUCGACUCUGGUAAUACUAUGCAACAAAGAAUGGUUGCUACUGUUGGUUGUGCUCCAGAAUAUGAACAAAACGGUGAGCUCACACCCAAAUCUGAUGUUUACAGUUUUGGGAUCGUUCUGCUCGAGCUCAUUACUGGAAGAAAAGCACUAGAUACCAAUCUCCCGAUAGACGAGCAAAAUGUUGUCAACUGGGCACAACCUUAUUUCAGAGAGCCAAAGAGGUUUCCUGAAAUGGCGGAUCCACAGUUGCAAGGAGCAUUUCCAGAGAGAAGUUUAAAUCAAGCGGUUGGGGUGGCGGCCAUGUGCGUGCAAGAGGAGCCAUCUGUCCGGCCACUGAUCUCCGAUGUGGUGGCGACUCUUAGCUUCCUCACGGUGGCUCCACCAUCACCGAAAACACAUCCUGCUCCUGCUUCAACUAACGAUCCACAUGAGCAAAAAAGAUCAUCAUCAUCAUCAUCAAGAGAGGUUGAACAAGAGCAUGAAGAAGCGUCUAGUCAGAACGAUGGAACAGAAGAAGAAACUAGUUACACUGAUUCCGAAGAAGAGUAUGAAGAAAACCCUAUUGGGAACAACAAUAACAAGGUUGAGUAUGAUGAUGAUGAUGGUAGUUGGUCAUCGGAAAGUUUAUAUAACGAAGAUGAUUAUGGUGAAGAUGAAAGCCAACAAGAAGAAACGAGCUACAGAUCGAAAUCAAAACCCAAAAGCAUCAAAAGGAAAGUUACAUUUCAAACAGAAAGCAUAAAUGGGAGUAGAAAUUCAUCAAAAAGAAGCUGCAAGAGCUUCAAAACACAUUCAGAUAACAGUUUAAGGAAGAAAAGUGUGAAUAGGAAAUCGUCAAGAAACAAAAGGGUAGAUGGAAAUUUGAGCAAGAAAAGUCAUGACGCAUUUGAUGAUGAUCAAAGUAGUAGUGAAACCAACCAAUCAAAUAACAAGUCCAACUCAAGAAGCAACAAUAAAAGCAGCAACAUGCAUUCGAGCUCAAGAAGAUCAAAAAGCAAGAAACUGCAAAUUGUUGAAAGUAGUGACUCGUCAUUUUCAUCAAGUAGUGAUGAAAGCAGUAGAAGGAUCGUUACUUUUAAUUGAACAAGAAAAACCUUCGGUGAACCGGAAUUUGAAAGUUCAGUUUAGAAUCAAGAUGUUGAAACAAGGAAUUGGUGUCGUCAUUUGUAUUUAAAUUUAAGAGUACGGU